Triplophysa rosa is the source of this 2861-nucleotide messenger RNA. It is a transcript of the gene pdcd4a, whose product is annotated as programmed cell death 4a. Gene Ontology annotation, cellular component: cytosol; nucleus. Lineage: Eukaryota; Metazoa; Chordata; Actinopteri; Cypriniformes; Nemacheilidae. The record is from RefSeq and is a predicted model, not a curated record. The transcript is spliced from 12 exons. Gene Ontology annotation, biological process: negative regulation of DNA-templated transcription. Bases 266 to 1669 code for a protein of 467 amino acids.
CGUGUGACGUGAGCUGUCUGAAGUUGAAAACACUGUUCAUGUUAUUGCUCCUACUCUGAAACGUGCGUGGCGUGCUGCUCAGCGAACGCGAAAAACAAACAAACAUUUUGUACACAUUUCUUGGCUUUGAAUUAAACACGAGAUUUCUUUCGCGUAUCGCCUUGUUUUCAUCGAAGACAGUUUAGCCUACCAGCUUUGCUGCUAGAUUUUAAGUGACAACAGAGCCUUUAAGGCUUAGGGGGACGGUAACGUAAACAAGCGAGUAAUGGCGACUGAGAUUGAAGCAUGGACUACUGGCCCACAAAACGAUGGUGUGUUCUCAUUUGAGCAAGAACUGAAUGAGGAUGGGCCCUAUGGCAGUGAGGAUCUGAACGAGUUGGAGGUGAAUGGCAACUGGACCCCUCAGGAAAAGGCUUUGCAUGAAGCCCGAUUGAAAGCCAAGGCUAAGCGCAGGCUGCGUAAAUCAUCCUCUCGAGACUCCACCCGGGAAUCGCUGUCAGAGUCUGUUUCAGGAGAGCCGUCUACCGAUCCACACAGCCCCAAGGGCAAAAAUGCUGUGAAUGACCGAAAGUCACGGACAGGGAAAGGUCGAGGACUACCUAAAAAAGGUGGAGCCGGAGGUAAAGGUGUGUGGGGGGCAGCGGGUAUGGUGUAUGAGGUGGAGGAGCCCGACUCUAAGGACCCUAAUUAUGAUGAAUUUGCACAGGGAGACACUGUUUAUGCCACAGUAGUACCAGAGCUGGAUGAGAAAGAACUUGAGAAGACCAUCAACCCCAUUGUGCAAGAGUACUUUGAGCAUGGAGACACCAAAGAGGUGGAGAUGCUGCUGAAAGAGUUGAAUCUGGGCCAUCACAGAUACGAAUUCUCCUCUCUGGCUGUUUCUCUGUCUUUGGAAGGCAAAGCUAGCCAUAGGGAGCUCACAUCACGGCUUCUCUCAGACCUGUCUGGCAACUUGCUGUCUGAGGAUGACAUGAAGCGUGCUUUUGACAAAAUACUGAAGGAGCUGCCAGACCUCAUAUUGGAUACACCAGAGGCCCCACAGAUGCUUGGGCAGUUCAUUGCACGAGCCAUUGCUGACCAUGCCUUACCCAUGAGUUUCCUCGACUGUUACAAAGGCAAGGUGGACUGUGACCAUGCCAGAGCUGCACUGGACAGAGCAUCUGUUCUGCUCUCCAUGAAGAGUGGAAUCAUGCGGCUUGAUAACGUGUGGGGGGUUGGUGGCGGCCAGAGGCCUGUCAAACAUCUCAUCAAAGAGAUGAACCUGUUGUUAAAGGAGUACCUGGUGUCAGGUGAGCUCUCUGAGGCUGAGCACUGUCUGCGAGACCUAGAAGUGCCACACUUCCAUCAUGAGCUGGUCUACGAGGCUGUGAUUAUGGUGCUGGAGUCUACAGGUAACACAGCAUUGCAGAUGAUGGUCAAACUCCUCAAGGCUUUCUGGCAAACUGGCCUAAUUACACUGGACCAAAUGAACAGGGGCUUUCAGCGUGUAUAUGAUGAGCUGCCUGAGAUCAGCCUGGAUGUACCUCAUGCACACACCAUUAUGGAAACCUUUGUAGACCUUUGUUUCCAGGAGUCGGUCAUCACUAAACAGCUGAGAGAUUCCUGUCCAACCAGCAGAGGGCGCAAGCGCUUUGUGAGUGAAGGUGAUGGAGGAAUCGUGAAAAGCUAGAAGACUUGAGAGCUCUGACAGGCCCCUAAUGCCCCGCAGACUGGCAUCUCCUGCCACUUUCCUGGUUACUGGCUAGUACUCAGAAAUAUUCAGCCUCAGAAAAGUUAUCAACAAGUAGAGUGACAGUUGAGAAAUGCUGUUCUCUCCUCUAUUACGACUUUGCUUCAUUUAUGUAUGUGUGUUUGUGCAGCAGAAGUGCUGCAGUAAAAGAAAGAAGUGAACGGAAAUCAGCAUUGGCUUUUGAUAGCCAUAAAAUAUAGUUUGGGUUGAGGGAUUCAUUUUGCUUUGUUUUUUCAGCUUAAUUGCUUUGUUUUUUCUUUAAGUGUUCACUUGUUUGUGUUCACAGUGGUCUCUCAAUGUCUUUUUUUUCAUGCAGUGUAAUGCAUAAAAUAUGAAUCACUCAAAAAAUGAAAGUAUUAAAAGAGUUGUAUUAUUGAAAUGAAGUGCUUAAUCAUAAAUUGUUGGGCCAAAAUACAUUUUAUGUGAUUGGAGUCAAUUCUUUUUGUUUUCAUUUUAUUGCAUGCUCAGUGGCAAAUUUGUCCUUUCUUUCAAAUUAUUAAUAGUUAUGUAUAAACAACUCAUAUCCGUGUUUAUAGAUGUCUCAAAGUAACAGUUUUUUGGGGGGUUAACUGUGACUUUUGUCUGGUUAUUGAUUAUUAAUUUGUGAUUUUCUCAGUGCUUAUUCCUGAUUUAUCUUAAAUGCGUGUCAAAAUGUUUCUGGAUAGUUCUGGUUCACACAUCUAGAGAACUUUUUGUAUGCUUUAUCUGCCAAAGAAUGGAGGAGAGUGCAUCACCUCAAGCUCAGGCUGACAACUGGGAGAAUGCUGUCUGAGAAUGGUUAUUUCCCAUUUUCAUAGCAGGCUUGUUUUGUACCCUCUCUGUUUGUUGGUGCACAUCACAACAAUCAUUUUAUCAAACUUUGUGUUUCAGUUGACAACAAAAUCAGUUCCGUUGUGUAGGUAGCUACACUUUACAGUAUAGCUAACACUGAUUUGAAGUGGUAAGCUUAAUUUUAGCAAAUGCCACUGGUUCAGUAAAUGCUCCUUGUAUCAACAAUGAAAAACAACAUCUAUAUUCAACCAAAAAAUAUUUUUUACAUCGGAUCUGUUACUUCACGGGGACACUUUUUCAAGGAUUUUUCCCCAACCGUUUCAGACUCUAGCAUUGAAAAGACAUUUUGACACCAAUUAUU